AAUCGUUGCAGGAUCCGGAGUACGCCCGAGGACCUCAGGAACCAUGCCGAAGCCACACAGCGAAGCAGGUACUGCCUUCAUUCAAACCCAGCAGCUGCAUGCAGCCAUGGCUGACACCUUCUUGGAACAUUUGUGCCGCCUGGACAUUGACUCCGCACCCAUCACGGCCCGCAACACUGGCAUCAUUUGUACCAUUGGUCCUGCUUCCCGGUCUGUGGAGAUGCUGAAGGAGAUGAUCAAGUCAGGAAUGAAUGUGGCUCGUCUCAAUUUCUCUCAUGGAACUCAUGAGUACCAUGCGGAAACUAUCAAGAACGUGUGUGCAGCCACAGAAAGCUUCGCCUCAGAUCCCAUUCUUUACCGGCCUGUUGCUGUGGCUCUGGACACAAAGGGGCCUGAGAUCCGGACUGGACUCAUCAAAGGCAGCAGCACUGCAGAAGUUGAGCUGAAGAAGGGAGCUACCCUGAAGAUCACCCUGGACAAUGCCUACAUGGAGAAGUGUGACGAGAACACCCUGUGGCUGGACUAUAAGAACAUCUGCAAGGUGGUGGAAGUGGGCAGCAAGAUCUAUGUGGAUGAUGGGCUCAUUUCACUGCAGGUGAAGGAGAAAGGCGCUGACUUCCAGGUGACAGAGGUGGAGAAUGGUGGUUCCUUGGGCAGAAAGAAGGGGGUGAACCUCCCUGGAGCCGCUGUGGACCUCCCUGCUGUGUACUCAUAA
Chionomys nivalis (European snow vole) is the source of this 715-nucleotide messenger RNA. RefSeq names its product pyruvate kinase PKM-like. Gene Ontology annotation, biological process: glycolytic process; cellular response to insulin stimulus. Gene Ontology annotation, molecular function: magnesium ion binding; pyruvate kinase activity; potassium ion binding. The coding region runs from base 44 to 715 and encodes 223 amino acids. The record is from RefSeq and is a predicted model, not a curated record. Lineage: Eukaryota; Metazoa; Chordata; Mammalia; Rodentia; Cricetidae. Gene Ontology annotation, cellular component: cytoplasm. The transcript has a single exon.